This is a messenger RNA of Pongo pygmaeus (Bornean orangutan), 8156 nucleotides long. It is a transcript of the gene ESCO1, whose product is annotated as establishment of sister chromatid cohesion N-acetyltransferase 1. The transcript is spliced from 13 exons. The record is from RefSeq and is a predicted model, not a curated record. Bases 1112 to 3634 code for a protein of 840 amino acids. Gene Ontology annotation, biological process: mitotic sister chromatid cohesion. Gene Ontology annotation, molecular function: protein-lysine-acetyltransferase activity. NCBI's taxonomy places the organism in Eukaryota, Metazoa, Chordata, Mammalia, Primates, Hominidae. Gene Ontology annotation, cellular component: chromatin; nucleus.
GGCCGGGGUGAAAAACUGCGUGACACGCAGUGAGCGUGGCGGCCAUCUUCGUCUUCUGGGCACGUCAGCUGAGCCGGUUAGGACUGAAGAGGAGCGUUGCGCAAGCGCACCCAAGACGGUCACAGGUAACUCCCAUCUGACGAGCGAGGCGUCGCCGUCGUCGCCGGAAGUUUGGUGUUUGCGCCGCGGGGGAGGCGGCGGCCGCAGCAGAAGCAGCUGAGUGUCUCCUGAUACCCGGAUGUGAGGCGAUCCGCUGGCUCUAGUCUGACCCUCCGCCAGGCAAAAGGAAGAUUGUCUUUGGCUAUAGAGUUUUUUUUUUUAAAGAUUACUAAACAUACAGGAAGUGAUAAGAAGUAUCAUUCAUUAGAAGCAUCAUCCAUCAGUCAACUUGAAGAAAAAGGUGAUAUAUUAUUUCUUUAAGGUGCUGUAUAAUGUGUUAAGAGCAUAUUAUAAGGAAUGGUUUUGUCUAAUUUUCAUGAGUUAUGGUGGCUGAGACAUCGAGUCUAUAUUUUGGGGCAAAAACUAAAUGGCAGCACAAAAGGAAAUCUAUAUUAAUAGAAUAUUUUGUUGAACAAAGGAGGUUAGAUAAGAGCUGCAAACCAACAGACUCAGCAAACAAGGAAAGAAACGUGUUAGCCAUAAGACAUGUUUCAAGUGAAUCGAAGUCCAAUAACUGUAGACUUCAGAAGAAAAAAGUUUUCAAAAAUUUUAUCAAAACAGGUCACUGAUAAAUAACUCCUCCAGUAAUAGGGCUAGGCCUGAAACCAAAAUUAAUUAAAAAAUUAACAAAACAGAUUGAACCUGAAUUAAAUUUCUUUUGAUAAAAAAACUUGUUAAAAAUAAUCAAAAUUUUCCUCAAAUUUUUAUUACCUUGUCCAAAGUAAAGCAAGUAUCUUUUAGCAUUCAUGCCAGCUUUUCUCAUGUUCUAGGAAUGACAGAAACCUUACUUGAAGCAAACUAGUAUUUUUGUUGAAAAUGCAUAUCAGCAUCAGUUAAAGUUGAUUUUUCAGACCUGCUCCUCAGUAAUAGUACUAGCUAAUCAGCAUUCACGCCUACCAGGACACAAAAAUCCUCUUCAAAACUACUCAGAAAAGAAAGUCAUUACUCAGGAAUGAUGUCCAUUCAGGAGAAAUCAAAAGAGAAUUCCUCCAAAGUUACUAAAAAAAGUGAAGAUAAGAAUUCAGAAACAGAAAUUCAGGAUUCUCAAAAGAAUCUAGCAAAAAAAUCAGGUCCAAAGGAAACUAUAAAAUCACAGGCUAAAUCUUCCAGUGAAAGUAAAAUAAAUCAGCCAGAAUUGGAAACACGCAUGAGUACAAGGUCAUCAAAGGCAGCAUCUAAUGAUAAAGCUACUAAAUCCGUUAAUAAAAAUACGGUGACUGUGAGGGGACAUUCACAAGAAUCUACAAAAAAGAAAUUAUCUCAGAAAAAAUUAGUACAUGAAAACCCUAAAGCAAACGAACAGCUUAACCGGAGAUCACAAAGGCUACAACAAUUAACAGAGGUUUCAAGAAGGUCGUUACGCAGUAGAGAAAUUCAGGGUCAAGUUCAAGCAGUUAAACAGAGUUUGCCACCAACUAAAAAAGAGCAGUGUAGCAGUACUCAGAGUAAAUCUAAUAAAACACGUCAAAAACAUGUGAAGAGAAAAGUACUGGAAGUAAAGUCUGACUCUAAAGAAGAUGAAAAUCUAGUAAUUAAUGAAGUAAUAAAUUCUCCCAAAGGGAAAAAACGCAAGGUAGAACAUCAGACAGCUUGUGCUUGGAGUUCUCAAUGCAUACAAGGAUCUGAAAAGUGUCCUCAGAAGACUACUAGAAGAGACGAAACGAAACCUGUGCCUGUAACUUCUGAGGUGAAAAGAUCAAAAAUGCCUACUUCAGUGGUCUCGAAAAAGAAUGAGAUGAAGAAGUCGGUUCAUACACAAGUGAAUACUAACACAACACUCCCAAAAAGUCCACAGCCAUCAGUGCCUAAACAAAGUGAUAAUGAGCUGGAGCAAGCAGGAAAGAGCAAACGAGGUAGUAUUCUCCAGCUCUGUGAAGAAAUUGCUGGUGAAAUUGAGUCAGAUAAUGUUGAGGUAAAAAAGGAAUCUUCACAAAUGGAAAGUGUAAAGGAAGAAAAGCCCAUGGAAAUAAAAUUGGAAGAGACCAAUGUUGAAAGACAAAUACUUCAUCAGAAGGAAACAAAUCAGGAUGUGCAAUGUAAUCGUUUUUUCCCAAGUAGAAAAACAAAGCCUGUGAAAUGUAUACUAAAUGGAAUAAACAGCGCAGCCAAGAAGAACUCCAACUGGACUAAAAUUAAACUCUCAAAAUUUAACUCUGUGCAGCACAAUAAGUUGGACUCUCAAGUUUCCCCUAAAUUAGGCUUAUUACGAACCAGUUUUUCACCACCAGCUUUAGAAAUGCAUCAUCCAGUGACUCAAAGUACAUUUUUAGGGACAAAGCCACAUGAUAGAAAUAUAACUUGCCAGCAGGAAGAAAUGAAAGAAAUUAAUUCUGAAGAAGUGAAAAUUAAUGAUAUUACAGCAGAAAUUAAUAAAACCACAGAAAGCUCUCCUGAAAAUUAUCAUUUGGCUAAUGAGAUAAAACCUUCUGACCCACCAGUGGAUAAUCAGAUGAAACAUUCUUUUGAUUCAGCAUCAAAUAAGAAUUUCAGCCAAUGUUUGGAAUCCAAGCUAGAAAACAGUCCAGUGGAAAAUGUUACUGCUGUUUCGACUCUGCUCAGUCAAGCAAAAAUUGAUACAGGAGAGAAUAAAUUUCCAGUUACAGGUUCAGCUCCCCAACAGCACAGUAUUCUCAAUAACCAGACAUCUAAAAGCAGUGAUAACAGGGAGACACCACGAAAUCAUUCUUUGCCUAAGUGUAAUUCCCAUUUGGAGAUAACAAUUCCAAAGGACUUGAAACUAAAAGAAGCAGAGAAAACUGAUGAAAAACAGUUGAUUAUAGAUGCAGGACAAAAAAGAUUUGGAGCAGUUUCUUGUAAUGUUUGUGGAAUGCUGUAUACAGCUUCAAAUCCAGAAGAUGAAACACAGCAUCUGCUUUUCCACAACCAGUUUAUAAGUGCUGUGAAAUAUGUGGGCUGGAAGAAAGAAAGAAUUCUGGCUGAAUACCCUGAUGGCAGGAUAAUAAUGGUUCUUCCUGAAGACCCAAAGUAUGCCCUGAAAAAGGUUGACGAGAUUAGAGAGAUGGUUGACAAUGAUUUAGGUUUUCAACAGGCUCCACUAAUGUGCUAUUCCAGAACUAAAACACUUCUCUUCAUUUCCAAUGACAAAAAAGUAGUUGGCUGCCUAAUUGCGGAACAUAUCCAAUGGGGCUACAGAGUUAUAGAAGAGAAACUUCCAGUUACCAGGUCAGAAGAAGAAAAAGUCAGAUUUGAAAGGCAAAAAGCCUGGUGCUGCUCAACAUUACCAGAGCCUGCAAUCUGUGGGAUCAGUCGAAUAUGGGUAUUCAGCAUGAUGCGUCGGAAGAAAAUUGCUUCUCGCAUGAUUGAAUGCCUAAGGAGUAACUUUAUAUAUGGCUCAUAUUUGAGCAAAGAAGAAAUUGCUUUCUCAGAUCCCACUCCUGAUGGAAAGCUGUUUGCAACACAGUACUGUGGCACUGGUUCAGAAGGUCACCCUGGGGUUUGUAAAAUGAGAAGGUAGAAGAGAGUUGUGAGGUGCACCAUCAUUUAAGAGUUUCAAAGAAGACUGCAUAAGAAGGCAUGAGCAGCAAGGCAGGAGAGCCAGAAGAGAGUGGUAGAAACCAAGGGAAAAAUGGCAAGAAUCAAAGAAUGGUCAACCCUGUCAUACCACAACUGAAGACUGAAGAGAGCCCAAGUGAUGUUAGGAAAACAGCAGUCUCAGUGGAGUGGUGGAGGCAGCAGGGACACAGUGAGUAUACACUCAUGGCCACAGACUGCAGAAGAGGGUGAGUCUGUAAUUGCUGACGAUAUAAAGGUGCUUAUACAUUUUUUGUUAGCAGCCCUCAUAUGAGUUGUUGGUUGUUUAUAAAAAUGUCUAGCAUAGAGACAUUGUAAGAGCCACAAAUAUAGUCAGGAACUACAAGAUUUUAUGGGUGAUGCCUUCAUCUGCAUGGACACACAGAUAAAAAGCAGUAUUUUUUUACUACUUCAUAAUAUGCAAGAGUGAACUUGGUUUAUCUACUGAAAGCCUGACUGUUGUAAGGACAGUCAGUGAGUACAACAAACCUGCAGUGUUAUUUUAAUUGUUCUUGUUUACUUUGCAAGGCUGCCCAGCUAUAGAGUCUUAUCCUUCUGGAUGGGAACACAGCUGUAUUCCUGCCCAUCCACAUUGCAGCUAGGGUUGAGAUUGCUGAGUUGAUUUCUAGGGUAGUGACUCCACACAUACAUUUUCUUUCUCAUGGCUCCUGAGUCUUUUGGCAGAAAAAGGGAUGAGUUCUGUCUUUUAGCAACCCCCCACCCCCACCACCCUUCUGGUAAAAAUAAAAUACAUUGGACUAGUAAAAAUAAAAUAUUUGGAAUGAAGUGGUCAGAAAACAACUUACUGGUGUUGCCUUUUUUUUUUUUUUUAACUUAAUACUAUCUAUUGUCAUAGUCACUGAAGUAGAUGCUUUAACUCAACACUUGAUAGUUGAGAACACAGUGAAUUUAUUAUGUGAAUGACUUUUUCUUUGGCCUUAGAGGCAAUUCCUAAAGUCAUCUUUAGCAGUAUUUUUACUGUUGUUUUGUUUCCAUUGAAGCCAAGGUUUCAGUGUUAGAGUAGUAUUCUCCUAGACUCAGAGGAAGCUUUAAGGACCAGUUUCCAGUUUCUGUGUCUAAAGAGAACCUUGAGAAAUGUUCAUUCCCUGGAUGUUGUUUCAGGCCUAAGUAGUUUAGUGUGAUGUUGCAGCAGUCAGUUUCACAGUUAAUAGUCUUUUCAAGGCAGCUGCUUUGGAAUGUAUAGUGGAACACCAGCAGUCUUUACUUUCCUCUGAAAGUCUGUCAUUACACUUACAAAUAUUUAUUGCCCUUCCUGAGGGUCCUUUGGCCUAGAAGAUUGUUUUCGUGGAAUCUAUGUCAAAUUCUUUUAAUUUACUACACUUUAUUAAUAGAUUGAAAGCCAUUUUUCUGGGACAACAAAGUUAUUUCUCAAAAGUUGGUAAAAAUUUUUAAGAAGAUAUAAUUCAUACUACAAUAACAACAACACCAUCUUCAUACUACAUAGUUCUAGCAACUUUGAGACGCUCUCAAAAAGUUUGAGAAGUUUUAACUGGAGAUUAACAAUAACAAACACCUUGUAUUAGUUUUAGCAACCCAAAAAGUUCUGUUUCCAAAAGGACAUCAAAGUGAGUGUAGUUGCAAUCUGUCAAAUAAAAGAUUGGGAUCUACUAUGUAUGUUUUCAACACCUCUUUAAUCUUGGUUUUCCAACCUAUAAUGUGACUUCCAGCCUUUUUAGGACAUUGCCAGAGUCAGGGAGCUUGUUUUCUUAACAUGCCAGAAAAACUAUAGAGAAAAAAUAACUUUUUGGAGGGGGUGGGAGAUAACUUUAAUACGUUAAGCAAAUUAAAUCAAAGGACAAAAACAUAACAGUAGACACAAGACAAUUUUGAAUCAUUAACAAAAUGUGAGGUAGACUAGUGAAAUUCACCAAAUUUUGGUUAAGAACAUUUUACAGUAAUAAAGUAACACAGGUGCCCCAUUUUCUAAAAAUCACAAAAAGCAAUUGCAUAAAUUACAGCCAAAAAAAAUUGACUACAACAAUUCUCUUCUAGUUUUUAGUUUACAUUCAGUAUUAACCUGUGUGAACUGUCAUACAUGCUGAGGUUCAGCAGGUCUACAGGUGAGUUACUGUGUGGGCCUAGCGAAUCCAUUCAUCCCACAUCAGUGUCCUAAGGGAUUGCAAAGCUUAAAGCUGAACACACUAGGAUAUAUAUAUAUACAAAUCAUGGUGUCCUGUGCUUGUGCAAUUUUAUCCUUAAAGAAGGACCUAACAUACUCAAGAAUUAUACUGAUAAGAUGAUUUUAAAAGAUCCAAACAUUAGUAAGAUAGGCUUUGAAAAGAAUAGGCAGGUCAAUUUCUCUAUUAUAGGGGUGAUGGUCUUUUGGCUUUAUUCUGGCAUAUCUCUUCCACAGAGUUAAAUAGUAUUUAAGAGCUCAUAAUAAUAAUUUGAAUUUUCAGAGUGCAGCCCUAACUAAUGGAGUACCUGCAUCUGAUGUAACUACUUAAAAAAAAGUUAUUUAAACUAUGAAGUCAUAAAGCCAGAAGAAACCCUGAGAGGCCAUCCACCCCAGGUACAAUUGUUUUAGAAUUCUUUCAAGUAUUUUAUUUGCCCUAUGUAAAUGUUAUUGGAAUAUUGCACAGACAGUGGGUUUCUUGGUAUUAUUUGCAUUAGGCCCUUUCAACAAAACAGGAACAAGUGAAAUACAUUCAUAUUUAAACCAAACUGCUUCAAAACAUACCUCUUUACCAAAAAUUCUGCUGUACUAAAAUUAAGGAGUAUUUUUUAAAGCAUAUAUAAGGCAGGUCCUCUUUGAAGGACAAUUAAAAAUGGGGUUAAAAGGAAUUGUUCACUUCAAAAUACAGUUAAAGCAUUAUAAGUAGCUAUAUUAAAACCAAGAGAUCUGCAAACCAUUUUUAGUCUAAUACAUUCCAUUUUUUCACUAGCUUUGUAAACUCCUUGUUGUCGUAAGAUAAUAAAGCUGGUCAAUUAACACUAUUUGUUCUAAGUAAAUGCAGGCUUAGUAGGCCCCUCAGUAGUUUCAGGUCACAAACAAGAUCGAUUCAAGUAAAAAUGGCCAUUUUAAGUGGGGAUAAAGUAGUAAAUAUGGGCUAAUGAGAAAACUCUCAAGAGAUUGUUCAAUGAUGAGAACUGGAGUAACUUAAGAGUAAACUUCUAAGACUUAGUUUUGUCUAGAACACUUUCUAAAAUAAAAGUAAUGUUUUUGAUUAAAAUAUUUGAGAAAUCUGUAGAAACAUAUGCCUCCCAUUGCCGAUACUGGACAAACACCCCCUGCUGAUUUUAAUGAAUCAAAAAGACUCUUAAUGCAGUCUUCCUUACUCCUCACAAGAGUCACUGGUAAGAUUAAGUAAAAAAACAUUUGUCUUUCUAUGGCUGUUUCCCAAUUCGGCAAUUUCUGUGGCGUUGUCAGUGUAAGGUGGUAAUAUUUAGUGCAUCUUUUAAAGGAAGCUUUGCUUGAGUCCCUGAAAGGAAACAAACUAGUUUCACUCUGCAACAGAACCUCAGCCUGACAUUUAGGUUUGCUGGUGCCAACUGCUUAAUUCCAACCAAACGGUGGGUGCAGGUUACCUGCUGAAAGCUUCUUAACUCAACUGACUUAAUCAAGUUCUUGCAAAAGAUUAAUCACUGUUCCAUAGUCUCAUAGAUAAGAUAUUCUUAAAGACUGGAAACACAUUUAAAGAAUGGGUAAAGCAAAGGAAUUAGGCUAGGAGAAGAUGUAUAAAUGCACACAAUGCCUGCUCUGCAUUUACUGAUUUGUUUGUUCAGUUUAAAUAGUAAACUUUAACUCCUGUGGAAAUUUUGCCAAAAGUUUCAAUACAUAGAAGAUUAUAAAUCUUAAACUAACACUGCACAGAGAAAGACAAAGCUAUUUCUUUUUUUUAAAUACAAAUAUCGUCUACAUUCUAUCAUUUCAAACCCCUGAGUAAUACUGUACCAAAGUACAGAUCUGAAGAGAAACUGAGGGUUCAGGCCUCAAACGUUAAUCUUCACUUAAUUCCACACCAAUGGCAUGAGUCUCAUGUAACACAUUCAGGCUAGUUAAUCCUGACAGUCAGUUUCCCCCUAACAUAGUAUAAUAGAAAAAAAUAAUGGAAACUCCAUAUUCACUCUCCAAACUAUAUCCUCCUCAGGAUCCCAUGGGCAGACCGUACCUUAAGUAAUUGCAUAACUGCCUAGGAUAGAGUUUACCUGAAUUUAAGGGUCCUGUAAUUGGAACUGAAGGAAAGUGAUGUCCCCAAAGACCUGGAUCAGAUUUGGGGAGUUCUUUGGAGAAUUUAGACAAAUAUGUUGCACUUUGCUCCGCAGUGAUUGUACUUUAAAGGAAAAAAAAAUCCCAAAUUGUUUCUGUCCCAUCCCACCUAGGCAUCUUUUUGCUGUUUUUGGUCUCUUCAAAAGCUCAUACAUGACGUCCAGUAAGAAAGUAGAGAGGCUUGUCAUCACUGCUGUUAGCAGUUUGAAACUCGUCCCGGAGGCGGAACUGCCAC